AUGGUAUAUGCUUUUAACACCAGGAAUGAGAGGAAAGAGUUGUGGAGCUAUUUGAGUAGCUUGAGUAGAGGUUGGCAGAUUCCAUGGAUAAUAAUUGGUGACUUCAACUCUGUUUUGAGAAUAGAUGAUAGAAUUAGGGGCAAUCCAAUAACUAUGAGUGAGAUAGUUGACUUUAGUGAAUGUGCAGAAGAGCGUGAAUUCAUAGAACUACCCCAGCAUGGGAGCAGAUACACUUCGAAUGAUAGACAUGGGGAAACGAGGGUGGACUCAAAAAUUGACUGGGCAUUUGUCAAUAGACAGUGGUUGGACAACAUGCCAGCAUACAUAGACAAUUUUCUACUAGAAGGAUACAAGAUGUAUCAAAUUGUGUAUAAGCUAAAACAGUUAAAGAAGAGCUUGCAGGAAUUAAAUAGACAACACUUCAGGAAUAUACUGACUGAAGCAAAUGAAGAUAGAGAGGCUUUGGAGAAAAUUCAGAAAGAGUUGCAAUUGAAGCCAGGAGAGGCACGUCUGCAGGCACAAGAGAAGGAAAAUUACCAGAAGUUCAGAAGGAGUUCUUACCUAGCUGAGAUAUUUUUACUGCAAAGAAGUAAAGGUAAGUGGAUCAAGCUGGGUGAUGAUAAUACUAGAUACUUCUUUUCUGUGAUCAAACACAGGAAGCUUCAGCAAGCUAUUACACAGCUGAAGAAUAAAGAUGGGCAGUUGCAAACUGAACCUGACUCUAUAGCUCAGAUCUUGGUGGAUUUCUAUCAGGAUAUGCUAGGUAGGAAAUCAAAUCACAGAGUUAAAACAUUUAAGAGUAUCUUGCACAAUGGGAAAAGGUUGACAUUAUAG
Messenger RNA from Nicotiana tabacum (common tobacco), 834 nucleotides. RefSeq lists its product as uncharacterized. NCBI's taxonomy places the organism in Eukaryota, Viridiplantae, Streptophyta, Magnoliopsida, Solanales, Solanaceae. The record is from RefSeq and is a predicted model, not a curated record.